ACCCUGUCAGAGACGAGGCUGUUGGUUUGGGUUCAGUUGUUGUUUCUGAUCAUCAUCUACUGUUUGUUUCACUGCCUCCAAUGUGACUUGUUUGAACACAUUAUAACAGAACAUGUUACAGACUAACAUCACGACCAUUAAGGAUUUCUUUCUUGUGGGAUUUCCUGGACUUUCACCAGACUUCCACGGCCUGGUUUCAGCUCUGCUCUUCAUCCUCUUUUUGUCCAUCAUUACAGGAAACAUUUUCAUUUUGGUCUUUGUUCAAUGUGAGAAGUCUCUCCAGAAACCCACGUACAUGAUCUUCUGCCAUCUGGCCUUGACCGACUUAGCUUUCGGGACCGUGACUCUGCCCAAGAUCAUAUCCAAAUACUGGUUCAAUGACAGCAUUGUUUCAUUUUAUGGCUGUUUUGCACAAAUGUAUUUUGUCCAUUUCCUAGGAGCCACUCACUCCUUCAUUCUGAUGGUGAUGGCUCUGGACCGUUUCAUCGCCAUUUGUGCUCCGCUGCGUUACACGGUGAUCUUCACCAACGCCACAGUUUCUGUGCUCUGUGGGAUAUCCUGGCUCAUCCCUUCAAUGUGGAUGGUGGGCUUGGUUGUUUAUGCGCUCAUGUUGCCUUACUGUAAUUCCAACGUCAUCGUGCAGUGCUACUGUGACCACAUAGCCAUAACAAGACUGGGCUGUGAGAACGUCUACGAAGUUCAAGUCGUAGCAUUCGGUCUCGCCUUGUUCUGUCUGCUGGUGCCUCUGGGCUUCAUCAUCUUCACCUUCUUCGCUGUGAUUAUCGUCGUGAUGCGUUCGUCGAGCCCCGGUGGUCGGAGCAGGACUCUGUCCACCUGCACGCCUCAGAUCCUCAUCACUUCUCUCUUCUACAUACCCAGAUGUUUUGUGUACUUGGCCAAUAAUAUUGGGUUUCAUUUUAGUACUUCAGUGCGUGUUGCAGUGGUGAUGUUGUACAGUUUACUGCCUGCUGCUGUCAACCCCAUCAUCUACUGCUUUAAAACAAAGGACAUCAAGGACAGUCUGAGAAAGAGGUUCCAUCUCAGGAAAUGUAAUGUCACAAGAAUCGCAUGA
This is a messenger RNA of Cynoglossus semilaevis (tongue sole), 1072 nucleotides long. RefSeq names its product olfactory receptor 52E8-like. The record is from RefSeq and is a predicted model, not a curated record. NCBI's taxonomy places the organism in Eukaryota, Metazoa, Chordata, Actinopteri, Pleuronectiformes, Cynoglossidae. Bases 113 to 1072 code for a protein of 319 amino acids. The transcript has a single exon. Gene Ontology annotation, molecular function: olfactory receptor activity; G protein-coupled receptor activity. Gene Ontology annotation, biological process: G protein-coupled receptor signaling pathway. Gene Ontology annotation, cellular component: plasma membrane.